Messenger RNA from Cyclocybe aegerita, 309 nucleotides. NCBI's taxonomy places the organism in Eukaryota, Fungi, Basidiomycota, Agaricomycetes, Agaricales, Hemipholiotaceae. The record is from the annotation of a GenBank genome assembly.
AUGAGGACAUCGACGCCAUUAUGCGAAGAGCGUACCAUCGAGCUGAACAGCAAGUACAAAGGCCUCAAUCUUGAAGACCUCGUCGAACACGUCGGUGCAGCAGUGGGAGGGCGAGGACUUCAGGGCUGGACCCUCAACUUUAGCUCUUGUCGUUCGGUGGAUAAUUAUUUCAUGGACACUCUCCGUGCUUGCCCGUCGAAAGUGGACAAGAUUACAAAGGCGCCGAAGCAGAUUGCUGUCCAAGUCUUCCAGUUCUUCCCCGCCGAGCCGACGGUGCUUCAAGAGCGCGAGUUGGCAGCUCAUAAGUGA